Molecule: messenger RNA, 773 nt
Organism: Salvia splendens (bonfire salvia)
Lineage: Eukaryota; Viridiplantae; Streptophyta; Magnoliopsida; Lamiales; Lamiaceae
Product: peptidyl-prolyl cis-trans isomerase CYP22
Exons: 7
Coding region: 8-670 (220 amino acids)
Biological process (GO): protein peptidyl-prolyl isomerization; protein folding
Cellular component (GO): cytoplasm; intracellular membrane-bounded organelle
Molecular function (GO): cyclosporin A binding; peptidyl-prolyl cis-trans isomerase activity
Source: RefSeq, a predicted model, not a curated record
ACCAAGAAUGACAUUAAUGAGUUUAUGUUUUCAUAUUCAUAAUAACAACACUAGUAAUUCAAAAGAAGCUGCAGCGGUAAGCAGUAGAAGAAACUCCGAUUUCAUGGCGGCGGCGGGCGGAGGAGGAGUAGAGUGGCACCAGCGCCCGCCCAACCCUAAAAACCCAAUCGUAUUCUUCGACGUCACCAUCGGCAACAUCCCUGCUGGCCGUAUCAAGAUGGAGCUCUUCGCUGACAUUGCCCCCAAAACCGCCGAAAAUUUUCGGCAAUUCUGCACGGGCGAGUACAGAAAAGCUGGAUUACCUGUUGGUUAUAAGGGAUGUCAGUUCCAUAGAGUAAUCAAGGAUUUUAUGAUCCAAGCUGGUGAUUUUCUUAAGGGUGAUGGCAGUGGCUGUGUAUCCAUUUAUGGAAGUAAACUUGAUGAUGAAAAUUUUAUUGCAAAACACACUGGACCUGGGCUACUGUCAAUGGCAAAUAGUGGGCCAAAUACUAAUGGUUGUCAGUUCUUCAUCACCUGCGCGAAGUGCGAUUGGCUCGACAACAAACACGUAGUCUUCGGUCGCGUGAUUGGGGAUGGUCUUUUGAUUGCCAGGAAGAUUGAAAAUGUAGCCACCGGACCCAACAACCGGCCUAAACUUGCUUGUGUCAUUGCAGAAUGUGGAGAAAUGUAGAGUUUGUGUUGUUAAUUGAUGUUGGUAUAUUUGGGAAUUUAUGACUGCUGCUGGUAAAAUACAGCAUUACUCCAUUUAAUCACUAAUCAUUUUCGGCUACUAA